CUUUUGGUCUUUAAAAGGCAUUUUUUUUUCUCCAAGUGAAGUCAGCUCAAAAUUUCAAGGAGCUGAGCUUUUGAGCUACUGUUUACAAGAAUGACUAGUUUUGGGAAAGAAGAGCAAGAUCAGAGCAAAAUCGAUGGCGUUGAAGAUUCUAAAACAACAAUUGAAUUUCUCCGGGGGAGAUUAUUGGCUGAAAGAUCUGCAUCAAGAACAGCAAAGCAGAGAGCUGAUGAACUGGCACAAAGGGUCUCGGAGCUCGAAGAGCAGUUAAAGGUUGUAUCUCUACAAAGAAAGAGAGCUGAGAAGGCCACUACAGCUGUUCUGUCUAUAUUAGAGGACCAUGCAAUAGAUGAUGUUUUGGAGGAAUUCAGUUCAGGCUCUGAUAAGGAAACAAUCUUAUCUGAUCAAAAAGAUGCUGGAAAUAAAACAGGAGGGGACAUUUCGUCAAGUGCGAAAGAGAAAGAAGAUGACGUGGACACAAUGUCAAGUUCGGGGACUGUUUCUUCUUCAUCAACUGCCAGAAGUUUGUCAUGGAAAAGUGGCAAAUCUUCUCAUUCUUUGGACAGGAGGAAAUACACUGAUUCUAAUAGGAGGAGAUAUAGUAACUUUUCAUCCACUGACAUUUCUUCUCCAAAACGGGUUGGUAAUUCAUGCCGACGGAUAAGGCGCAGGGAUACCAGAUCAGCUAUUGAUAAGUUACGAAAUAGUUCUGCUGGAUGUGCCUCUGAGCCUCUUUCAAGUUCUGCUAACAAUGAGCCUCAUUCUUUGACGGCUGGAGCUGGCAUUAAUGAUGUGAAUGAUCAAGUGCACGUUCCUGCACUAGAUGUGCCAGGAAAUGGAAGGGAAGCAGAUAAGAGAGAUGAAGACAGCCAAAGAGCUUUACAUCAGCAAGUGCAACCGAUAGGGCAAUAUGAAGCUGAGGAAAAAGCCCAGAGAGAAUGGGAAGAGAAGUACAGAGAGAGUAAUAGCUGUACACCGGAUUCGUGUGACCGUGAAAAUUACUCGGACGUGACUGAAGAAAGAGAUGACUUGAAGGCAUCUCAGGAACCAUGCUUAGCUGGAAGAACAAGUAUGCAGAAUCAUGUAAACCAGUGUGGAGCAGCAGAUGUUUCCCAUACCGAGCAGAAUGGAAAUAUAGACAACUCUCCGUCUACCCCACAUGUCGAUAUGAGCUGCUUGGAAGAUAAAAAAGGCAGCAGAACUGUUGGAUCAGAUUCCUCAGCAUCAGAGCUUGCACGUCCAAUGUCUACUGGGAAUUAUUUAGAAAAUCUUGGUCAGACAUCUGCUUUUAGGCACCAGCAGUCUUUUCCUGUGACUCGUUCCCCCAUGCACCCCCGCAGUAGCAGUUUGCAAGCAGGACAAGCUCUUCAAACAGGUUAUGAACUUGCCUUGGUGUCUCAUAACACUUCAAAUGGUGUCGAUUCUGUCUUCGGGAAACUUGAACAAGCCAAACUUUCACUGACUAAACAGAUCAACAGCUCACUACCAACCGCCAAUUACCCAGGAACGCCCUCGCGAUUCAGUUCACUAAACCAUUCUCCUGAACCUUCCACCUACGAAAUCUCUUUAACCCCUUAUGUGGAGUCUCGAUCAAAGUAUGUUACACAAAGUAAUAGGGUCACUUAUCCUUUCCAACGAGCUUUCCCAGAGGUCUCUUCUUCAGCUCCUUCAUACAGGCCUAUAUCUGAAACUAACUUUGAGGCAGGCCAACCAUCUUCAACCCCUUACGUGGAGUCUCAAUCAAAAUAUGUUACACAAAGUAAUAGGGUUACUUAUCCUUUCCAAAGAGCUUUUCCAGAGGUCUCUUCUUCAGCUCCUUCAUACAGGCCCAUAUCUGAAACUAACUUUGAUGCAGGCCAACCAUCUUCAGUGAGGUUUAAUCCUAACUCGAGUUCACGUCUUCCCUUCUCUAGUAAAUUUACAUACCCUUCCUAUCCCAAGUUCCCAGACAUGGUGCCAAAACUACCCCCAAAUGAAGUGUUCUCGAGAAAUUUUCCUGCGAAUGAGACAGAUCUACCUCCCUCAUUUUCCUUCUCAACCUUGAGCCAAGAGGUGGUGCCAAGACUACCCUCAACCGAAAAAGUUUCAAGAAAUUUUCCUACAAAUGAGACAGAUCCACCUCCCUCAUUUUCCUUCUCAACCUUGAGCCCCGAGGUGGUGCCAAGACUACCCUCAACUGAAGUAUUCCCGAGAAACAUUCCUACGAAUGAGGCAGGUAUACCUCCUUCAUUCGCCUUACGUAAUGAUCCUCAUAUCAGACCAAAUAUGUAUAGAGGUUGAUAUUGUUCACAGUACAGUUCUUGGUAAAGAAAAUCUUCAUAUAGCUCACAUGUUUUGAGAAGUGCUUACAUAGGUUAUAUUAAUCUCUAGUUUGUGUAUCAUUUACUUCUUUAAUUAUCUUAAUCCCAGCCUAGUUAGGUUUUACAGAGAAACAUCAGCAAUAUACCUUUUGGUUUUUGAAGCUGUUGUUGUAUACUAGGUGUGUUGUAAAAUGGCAGAAACAUAUGAAAUUUAUUGGCAGGUGCUAUAACAUAUAGUUUUCAUUCUUU
Messenger RNA from Solanum pennellii, 2546 nucleotides. RefSeq lists its product as uncharacterized. NCBI's taxonomy places the organism in Eukaryota, Viridiplantae, Streptophyta, Magnoliopsida, Solanales, Solanaceae. The record is from RefSeq and is a predicted model, not a curated record. The transcript has 6 exons. Bases 91 to 2277 code for a protein of 728 amino acids.